CUGCUGAUGUCAUUUGUUUUGCUCUGUACCGGAAGCGCUGCUGUGACGUCACGGGCAAACUCAGCUGGGCGAUCUGUAAACAAACAAAGUAAAACAUCUUCGCCAUAUUCAUCACCAUUAUCACAGAGUGUUCGUUGUCAUCCGGCUGCAGCAGGCUUCUUGAACCCGUCGAUCUUUCCCGCAGCAGUGUGGGACUUCACACAAAAAUGUGAGCAGGUUCACUUUCGGUUUGCAUUUUUAUAUCAAGAUGGCUGAUGAUUUGGUGUCCUGCACGGCGGGAGCACGAGGAGCCGUUCCCUCCGCCCAGCCCUGUGCCAAGCAGAAAUACCGCAGUGAUGCCCAUUCACAGGGACUGUUAGACGGGCUCCUGAUGCUGCGACAAGGAGGGAUUCUGUUCGAUGUGGUGCUGUUGGUAGAAGGAAAGGCCAUCCAGGCUCACCGCAUCCUCCUGGCCGCCUCAUGUGACUAUUUCAGGGGCAUGUUUGCCGGCGGUUUGCAGGAGAUGCAGCAAACUGAGAUCCCUGUCCAUGGAGUCACAUACACAGCGAUGACCAAACUGCUGGACUUCAUCUACACCUCUGAGCUGGAGCUGGAUCUGGACACGGUACAGGAAGUGCUGUAUGCGGCCACUCUGCUGCAGGUCCAAGAUGUGAUCGGCUUCUGCUGCGACUUCCUGUUCUCCUGGCUGGAUGAUGACAACAUCCUGGAGGUGGAAAAGCUAGCCGACAUCUAUGGGCUGGACCAGCUCGGGGAAAAAAUUCGCUCGUAUCUACUCAAGAACAUCCAGACCUUCUCGCGUACACCGGUUUAUCGAAAGCUUCCCCCGGAAAAGAUCCUGAGUGUCCUUUCCAGCGACGAUCUGGAGGUGAACUCAGAGAGCGAGGUGUUUGAAGCAGCCCUGCACUACCAUUACACUCCUGAACAGGUGGAGAAGGAAGAGGUUUGCUUACAGGAUCCGUUGCAGUUGUUGGAAGCAGUGCGCUUCUGUCUGAUGGAGAAGAAUGUGUUGCAGCGCUUGCACAGCCGGUUAAAGCAGUGUCCGCUGCGGGACUCGGUGGCCGCUGCUCUGCGUUACCACAGUCAGGAGCUGUGGCAGCCGGUGAUGCAAACCCCACUCACUCAGCCUCGCUGCAGCUCCCAGUGCAUUGUGGGAUUCGGUGGCAUGUAUUCCUCUAGCGCACUGGUGGACAAUGAGGAGCGCUUCCAGGUGUUCCACCCCUCCUGGGGCGAGUGGUGUAGUCUGGCUGCAGACCGCGCCCCUCGCAUGUCCAACAUGGGCAUCGCGGUGCUCAAUAACUUUGUGUACUUAAUUGGUGGAGACAAGAACACCAGCAGCUUCCGUGCUGAAGCUCGAUGCUGGCGGUAUGAUCCCCGCCACAACACCUGGUGUACUAUCGAGCCUCUACGGCAACAGCACGCAGAUCAUUGCGUCUGUGUGUUUGAUAAAUAUAUCUACGCCAUUGGAGGACGAGACUACACCAAUGAACUGGACUGUGUGGAGCGCUACAACCCACAAACCAACACCUGGGAAUAUGUGGCGCCGCUGAAACGAGAGGUAUAUGCCCAUACCGGCGCAGUGAUUGAUGGGAAGAUCUACAUAGCAUGUGGUCGGCGAGGAAUGGCUUAUCUUAAGGAGACCUACUGUUACGAUCCCAGCAGCAAUCACUGGAGCAUGUGUGCCGAGGGCCCGGUGGAGCGCGCCUGGCACGGCAUGGCAGCUCUCAACGGCCGCGCUUAUGUCAUUGGAGGCAGCAAUGAUGGUUGCGGUUACCGGCGAGACGUCCUCAAGGUGGCGUGCUAUAACCCAAUAGCAGAUGUGUGGUCUGUGGUGAGCCCGCUGCCUGCUGGACAUGGAGAGCCAGGUGUGGCCGUCCUGGAUGGAUGCAUCUACAUCCUGGGUGGAAGGUCACAUGAUAAGGGCAGUCGAAUGAAGUAUGUUCACAUUUAUAACGUGGAGGAGGACCGAUGGGAGAGCGGGACAGCCCUCGAGGACCGUGUAUCUGGGCUUUCAGCAUGUGUCCUGCUAUUGCCACGAGCAGCCACGGCUCAGGCACGCAGCUGGGAGCAAAGGGCUAAAGCAUCAUGGGAAGAGGUAGACUGGGAUGACUCGGACAACUCAAGUGAGGACUGAAGGUGUUAGCGCUGCUCAGGUGGGGCGUAAAAUUGCAAAGUGAGGGAAUUGUACUUUAUUAAAUUGAGGACUUCUUGAGAAUUCUUUACUAGAUUGAGUUAUUUUAGAUUGAACAGUAUGUGUAACCAAUCAAAGCCUUUGUUGUGCCUGUCUGAAAGUAACUAAGGGUAAGUUGGAAGUGUUCUGGUUUUGAUUAUUUCCAAAUCCCACUCUUUUAUCUUUGUGGGUUAAUUUUACUGAUUCUUUUAGGUUGUUGUGCCAUUUUAGUCAUGCUGAUGAUUUUCUCAUUGUUUUACGUCCAAAGCUUCGCUCAGAGCUAUGAGAAACUGUUGGAGAUGCUAACACUGUACAUAGGGCUGGGCGACAAAACCAUUCAGUGAACAACACAAAUGAUUUAAACUAUUUUAAAGCCAGAUGAAACAGCGCUGACACUGUGGUAAACAAUACAGUCAGAAAGCUUUUCAAUCUACAAAUCGCCAUCAUGGAUUUACUGUAGAAACACCAACUGCACCAUGGUAUUGUGGCAGAAAUGUGGGACAUUCAUAUCAAAUUUUAUUAUAUUAUUAAUGUAGACAUUUAUUAAAUGCAUUAAAGAAGCAAUGGAAUAUAAGUACAGUAUUUUUUGUGAUUAAGCUAUAGCAUUUGUGCAAUUAUAAGUGCAUUUCAACUACUUUUUUUGCAUACAGAUCCAUAGAAACCAUAUGGUUACAUUUUUCCCAUGAUAUUGAGGUGCUGUAUGUGUGGUUUUAACUGUAGUUCUCAUGAUGUAAAUGUAUGCUACUAUGGAAGACCAGUGAUUUAAUAUUAGUAAAACUCACAGUCCGAAUAAUCACAUUUCACAAUAUAAAAAUUAGAGUGUUACAAUUUUUACAGAUGUCACUGUUUUUGAUAAUGAGCAUACAUUUACAUCUCAAGCUACUACUACUGUCACCUCAAGCUACCCUCAAGUGUUCAUUUCUAAACCAUAAAAAAAAUUAUAUUAUUAUUAUUGCAGCCUACACUGCAAACUGCUGAAGACACACGUCAUCAAACUCAGGCGACACAAACCUGGUUCAUGAUUUGAAACAAUAUCACUCAUUAAAACAAGCGGAAAAAUGACUGGAAAAGUGUGAAAAUUUCAAAAGCGUGAAGUGUUUGUCAUGUUCUGAUCAUAAGGAGUCGUUUAAAACCAUAAUUAACAAUCUGGUUUCUACAACUUUCACUCUGGAUAAAAAAAUCUGCCUUUUUAACUUUGAAAUUUAUAGUGAUAAUUAUCUAUAUCGACUGAUAUGAAAACAUUUAUUGUGAUACUUUUUUAUCCAUAUCGCCCAGCCCUAACUGUACAUGCACUUUACAAAUAUUAAGUUUAUGAUUAUGGUGCCUUUAUUUUACAGAUGUGUUUUGGUAAGCCCAAUGCCUUUUUUAUUAAUAGAUAUUAAUUAAGUGCAAUAACAAUUUUCAAAAGAGUAAUGGAAAUGGUGAAGAAGUGGUAAACAGGAUGCUCUAGUGCAGGGGUCGGCAACCUUACACACACAUGUACUACCAUUAGUGGAGUAAAUAUUGGCCCAAGAGUUGAUCAAAUGUGUCAUAAAAGUAGUAAAGUUGUAAAAUGUUAUAACAUUUUAAAAGUUUUCUAUUUGAAUGUAUUUUAAAAUGUAAUUUAUUCCUGUGAUGCAAAUCUGAAUUUUCAGCAU
Molecule: messenger RNA, 3804 nt
Organism: Cyprinus carpio (common carp)
Lineage: Eukaryota; Metazoa; Chordata; Actinopteri; Cypriniformes; Cyprinidae
Product: kelch-like protein 22
Exons: 7
Coding region: 248-2131 (627 amino acids)
Biological process (GO): proteasome-mediated ubiquitin-dependent protein catabolic process; positive regulation of TORC1 signaling; protein monoubiquitination
Cellular component (GO): polar microtubule; nucleus; Cul3-RING ubiquitin ligase complex
Molecular function (GO): protein binding
Source: RefSeq, a predicted model, not a curated record